AACUGGUCAACAGCAGUUAGAUAGCAGAAAGAUGAUUGCCUCGAUUGAUUUGAUCCAUCCAACUGUCUGCAAACAUGGAUCUCUGAUGCAGCCAGUGCGGUUGGGAGAUUCUUACGGGUGCCAAGUUUGCAGAAAAUUUUGCGAUUACCCAGCCAUGGUUGCACAUGUUCAAACACAUGACAAAGCAGCCAUAUCUCACAAUGGCUACAAAAUCUAUAGGUGCCAACACAACUGUGCCAACACAAGAUCUCCACACUACCACUGUGUGUGCUCAACCAUUACUGGCAAAAAAACUUCAUGCAUAAAGCACCUGCAGACCUGCCCUGGCAUGAGGACACCACCUCCAUCUCAAGGCCUCAGCACGCCGAGCCCAAUGCCAGCCACGCACCCGCCACCUCCAUCUCAAGGCCUCAGCACGCCAAGCCCAAUGCCAGCCACACACCCGCCACCUCCAUCUCAAGGCCUCAGCCCGCCGAGCCCAAUGCCAGCCACGCACCCGCCACCUCCAUCCAAAAUAAAACGUGUGCCGAGGACCACUUGUUGCUUUUGCAACUUAGUUCUGAACAAGAAGAACAUCAAACUGCACAUAAGAAGGCGGCACUCCUCUAGGGCACCUGACAUAAAUCAGGAAAGGCAUCUUGCCUCUGUGUGUGUGGACCACCUGAAAGGAAUUUUUGUGGUAAGGAGAAGCUUCACUGGACCAGCGAACCCAGUCCAUGUACAAAGAUGCACAUGGGGAGUGGAGCAUCAUGUGGUCUGUGAAUUGGAGGAGUGCAAAAGGGCGUUGCAGUUUGCAGCGAGAAGUGGGAUUGCAGGUUUCCAGUGCGUCCAUUUAAAAUCUGUCACGUACUGCCCAGUGUCACAGUCCAACGACACGGUUCUGGAGGAAAAUGUGCUAAAUGACAUGGUGGGGAAAAAAUGGUUUUCCUCCAGCACGAAGAGAACCUGUCUGGAGAGACAAGCUGUAGCUCGUGCUUCCUCAUCCCCUCUGAGCACAGUUGUGCAAAUGGACAAUGACCCUAAAAUAUACCUGUCCGUCCAUGAGCCGAGAACAACUUACUUCUCCAGGUUGGGCAGAGUCUUGGUAUGCUAUGACCCACAUAAAAACACGUGGCACUGCCCAUGUUCCACACCCAGGAUGCCAUGCCCGCACAAGGCAAUUGGUAAGUGGCACUUAAACCAAAGUCAUCCAAGCCUUUUCCAGGGAAUUCGAGUAGGGUCCGACUGCGUCCUGCAAGACGGGGGCGUGUAUUUUGAGGAGGCGUGUAUUGUAAGGAGGGCGUGUAUUUAG
Messenger RNA from Gadus macrocephalus (Pacific cod), 1291 nucleotides. RefSeq lists its product as uncharacterized. Bases 32 to 1291 code for a protein of 419 amino acids. The record is from RefSeq and is a predicted model, not a curated record. The transcript has 3 exons. NCBI's taxonomy places the organism in Eukaryota, Metazoa, Chordata, Actinopteri, Gadiformes, Gadidae.